Vigna angularis (adzuki bean) is the source of this 2285-nucleotide messenger RNA. RefSeq names its product organic cation/carnitine transporter 3. The record is from RefSeq and is a predicted model, not a curated record. Gene Ontology annotation, biological process: transmembrane transport. Gene Ontology annotation, molecular function: transmembrane transporter activity. Gene Ontology annotation, cellular component: membrane. NCBI's taxonomy places the organism in Eukaryota, Viridiplantae, Streptophyta, Magnoliopsida, Fabales, Fabaceae. The coding region runs from base 519 to 1415 and encodes 298 amino acids. The transcript has a single exon.
AAAAUGAAACCCUUUUUUCUUCUGCUGGUGGAUUUAAAUUUGCAGCGUUUUCAUUAACUCCUUUCAGCAUUUCCAUUGCUUCUUUGACUCGACCUUGCAUGAGAAGCCACCUUGGAGACUCGGUGACGAAAAGAUAAGCAAUGAAAGAGUAUGAAAUAGCAGGAACAGAAAUCCACACGUAAAGAUAUUUCCAUGAAGAAUUUCUGUUGGCAUAAGGUUAAGGUUAAGGUUCACUCUUUCUUGCUCUCUCGCUUCUCCAAGGACGUUAAGGUUCACUCUUUCUGAAUCACAACCAAACCACAGAGGGAAGGUUCUGAAUCUGAACAGUUUUGGGGUUUUGGGAUUUGGUAGGAGGAAAAUAAGAAUAUCCCAGUCAAAAGAUCCUUAGAGAGGCUGAAAGUGAUCUUCACCUAUUUUCUUGUCACUACUCAACAGGUAAGAGAUAGUUUUUUGCUUGCUAAAGUAAUAUAUCUGUGUUUCCCAUCCCCUUCUGAAGGCAAAGAGUUGACUUGCUUUAGAUGGUUUUCUUCCAAUACCUGACUGGUCAAUGUGCAGGGUACAUGCUCUUGCCAGGUGUGGCUUAUGCCAACAAAAAUUCUUCAUGGAAAUAUCUUUACGUGUGGAUUUCUGUUCCUGCUAUUUCAUACUCUUUCAUUGCUUAUCUUUUCGUCACCAAGUCUCCAAGGUGGCUUCUCAUGCAAGAUCGAGUCAAAGAAGCAAUGGAAAUGCUGAAAGGAGUUAAUGAAAACGCUGCAAAUUUAAAUCCACCAGCAGAAGAAAAAAGGGUUUCAUUUUGUCAACUCUACUCAUCGAUAGCAGUGUUGUUAAGAACAAGUUGGGCUCCAAAACGGAUGGUGGGAGUUAUGGGGUUAGGUCUUGGCAUUGGAAUGGUGUACUUUGGGAUGCCAUUAGCAGUGGGAAGCUUGAACUACAACAUAUACCUUGCAGUUGUGUUGAAUGCGUUGAUGGAAAUACCGUCUUGCGUGGUGACCUAUUUCUUGGGAAACUGCGGGAGAAAGUUAUCGAUUCUUGUGUUCUCAGUAGGAAGUGGGAUAUGUUGCAUAGUGUGUGUGGUGAUAGGCAGUGAAGGUGUUAAGGUGGGGUUUGCAGUGGCAUCGUUUUUCUGUGCAUGCACUGCUUUUAACGUGUUUCUGAUAUUCAUGGUGGAGCUGUUUCCGACAUGCGUGAGGAACACUGCAGCAUCGGUUGCGAGACAGGCUGUGGUGUUUGGGUGCAUGUUCAGUCCGUUUCUGAUAUCUGCUAGGAGAAAGAACAAGGUUUUCUCUUAUGGCGUGUUUGGAGUGGUUAUAAUCUCCUCCACUUUGACGUUGUUGGGUUUGCCAGAGACAAGAGGAAUGCCUCUUUCUGACACCAUGGAUCAACAGCAGAACAAAGAAAACAACUUCCCACUCUGAAAUGGAAAUUCUUUCUGCUUUUCUCGACUUUUCUAGGCUUUCUUGCUUCCUAUUACAACUCCCACCUCCACUGUCAAACAUUUAACUUAGAAAAUCGAACAAUUUCAUUAUUAAAAUUCUGUGUUUAGUUGUAAUCGUGAGGGUUGUUAAUUUUCCUUUUUGAUCAUUUUGCAAAAUUUCAAAGGUUACAUAUUUAUACUCGUAUUAAAAAGAAAGAAAAUGUAACUGUCUAUUCUAUACUUACAUAUAGAAUCUAAGUUAUUCCAUAACCUUUGUCAUCUCACCAGUUUUGCUUUACAAGGUUUUGACAUUGAAUAGGACAUUAGUACCAGUGAGAGUAUGAAAACGAGACAAAAGAGAUUUUGUGUUUGAUCCACAAGAAGUACUUUCUAACCCAACACCUAUGUGUACUAAGUUGUCCUUUAUUGGUACCUUAUUCAAUAAGACUUUCUACCCAAAAUGUUGAGCAUUUAGAAGAGCUUUCAAACUCCAAAAAAAUUUAAACAAUAUAGUGUUCUCCCGCGCCAAAACAUUUUGCAAUAUAUUGUAUGCCAACCAUAGUGGAAAUACUCCAUUCUCAUCUUCUUUCCAAGCAAGUAUCUUCCUUUUCAAUAUCAAAUAUUUGGUUUGUUAUGAUUUGCAUUAGUUCUUCUUGGUCUGAUUCCCAUACUAAUUUCUCUCUUCCAAGACAGAUUUCAAACUCUCUAUUCACCUAGCCGUCCAAUCAUUUUUUCCUUACUAUUUGAUAUGAAAAACAAUUGAGGAAACCUAUGACUAAGAGGUAUUUUUUCUUCUAUUUGUCCUCCCAAAAUUUUUUCUUCUAUGACUAAGAUAGAAAAUGAGGUAUUAAGAUUUGGAGUUUUAUGAAUU